UGAAUUGUUUAUUUGUAAGAAACGCUCAUUAGAAAGUAAUAAAUUAAAUUUAUUGUGUAUCCACGAUUAUAUGGCUUUGCAAUUUGACUUAUGUUUCGCGGGUAUCCGGAAAAGGCAUGUUUCGUCCACGAGUUCGGGAAAAAGGAGUAGGUUUAGUAGUAGUCAGCUGGAUUGGAUUGAUCGUAUUGUGCGCCGCGUCUACUUCACCCUGCGACAAGACUCGGCGAGUUUUCACGGCGCAGAGCGGUAUUAUCACUGACGGGCCUAGCACCUCUAAUUACACUCAGGAUUCCCAUUGCGAAUGGCUUAUCAAGGCAGCUAACAAAAGUCAAUACAUAACAUUGAGCUUCAUUCGUAUGGGCACAGAAUGUUCCUAUGACUAUGUUUUUGUUUAUGAUGGAGAUUCUUUUGAUGCUCCACUGCUCGGUAGUUUUAGUGGGAAAACAGAACCUCAAAACGUAACUGCUUCUAGUGGAUAUAUGUUAAUACUAUUGUACAGUGAUACAAAUUAUGUAUUAGACGGAUUCCGUGCAGCCUAUGCCAUACACAAUUGCCCUAAUAACUGUACUGAAAGAGGGCUCUGCAUUUCGAAUGAAUGUUUUUGUGCCGGAAAUUGGGGAGGGGCUGAUUGUAGUAUUGAAAUCUGUCCUAACAGUUGCUCAGGCAAUGGGGAAUGUGAAGGUGCAAAGUGUGUAUGUAAAAAAGGGUAUUCUGGUGAAUCUUGUACCUUAAAGAAAAAUGACAAAGAAGGCAAUAGUUGGCAUUGGCUCUCUCGCUCUGAAAGCGGCAUGACAAGACGGGCAGCUCACACUGCCAUUUACGUAAACCACACAGACUCUUUGUAUGUGUUUGGAGGAUAUGAUCUGAAUAAAGUGUUAGGUUCACUGGAAAUUUAUAGGUUUUCUACUAGUCAAUGGUAUGAUGAAAAAGGAAAAAUCUUGCAUAGGAAUCCAACUGAUGAAGAUCGUAACAAAUAUCUUCUAACUUUAUUUACCAAGAGCAACUUAGGUGGCAACUUACUAGUUGGAAAUAAGAAUUCGAUUUUAAAUACAGUUGUUUCAUCAUUCAUGAAUCAUGACAAAUCAACUUUACCGCUUAUGUACUCACAUAUGCCUCCGCCGUUUACGGAAACCUAUUUACAUUUUACUGAGCGACCGGAUGCUAUGUCAGAAUCGAAUGUAACUAAACCAGAACCAAGAUAUGGACACUCAGCAGCAGCUUAUGGAAAAGGCUUUGUCUUGUAUGGAGGAAAAUUAUCUGACGGUAGUUUAUCUUCAGAGCUGUGGUUGUAUGAUGCAGAACAAAAUAAAUGGUCACUAAGAGCACUGAACUCUUCGUUUACACCACCUGGCUUAACUCGACACAGCCUCACUGCCGUAAAAGAUGAACUGUAUUUAUUUGGAGGUAGUACCGUGGACGGUGAAUUUUCUGCGAGAAUGUUCAAAAUAAAAUUGGGAGAUGUGAACAACGAGAAUUGGGAGAUGGUCCAGGUGAGGGGAGGCAAAGAACUGGAUGUCCGAGUAGUCGCUCAUUCCGCAGUCUACCAUUCGCAUUCUAACUCCAUUCUCGUGUACGGAGGCGUAGUGGCCAGUGUCGCGAGGUAA
Molecule: messenger RNA, 1604 nt
Organism: Bombyx mandarina (wild silkworm)
Lineage: Eukaryota; Metazoa; Arthropoda; Insecta; Lepidoptera; Bombycidae
Gene: Megf8
Product: multiple EGF like domains 8
Cellular component (GO): Golgi apparatus
Molecular function (GO): protein binding; calcium ion binding
Source: RefSeq, a predicted model, not a curated record